GGUUUGUUAUCAUUCCCUGAAGAUGGCGUCGAUCAUGGAAGGGCCGCUGAGCAAGUGGACCAACGUUAUGAAAGGAUGGCAGUACCGCUGGUUCGUGCUUGACUACAACGCGGGCCUACUCUCUUACUACACGUCCAAGGACAAAAUGAUGCGAGGUUCCCGAAGAGGCUGUGUCAGACUGAGGGGAGCUGUGAUUGGUAUAGACGAUGAGGAUGACAGCACCUUCACAGUUACAGUGGAUCAGAAGACAUUCCAUUUUCAAGCCCGUGAUGCUGAUGAGAGAGAGCAGUGGAUUCAUGCAUUAGAGGAAACUAUUCUGCGUCACACUCUGCAGAUCAGGGGUACUGAAACAGGAUUUGUUCCAAGUGUUCAAGAUUUUGACAAGAAGCUCGCUGAAGCUGAUGCCUACUUACAGAUUUUAAUUGAUCAACUGAAGUUGUUUGAUGAAAAAGUCAAGACUUGCAAUGAUGAUGAGCAGAGAAGGAAAGUUGAAAGUCUCAAGGAAGUAACAAAUAGCAUGGUUGAAUCUAUUAAACACUGUAUAGUGUUGCUGCAGAUUGCCAAGGACCAAAGUAAUGAGGAGAAGCACGCAAAUGGAAUUAUAAGUACCAUCAAUCCAGUGGAUGGAAUUUUUCUGCCUAAUCCUUUGGAUUCCGCUGUUAUUAGCACUAUGCCUACCCAGACUGUAUUACCACCAGAGCCUGCCCAGUUAUGCAAAGCAGAACAGCGUCCAUCAACUUUGGCUGUGGGAUCUAAUGUUAAUGCAAUGGGUAAUCACCAGACACCAACUCCUAACAGUACAGGAAGUGGGCAGUCAGCACCAACCAGCAGCAUCACCUCACCCAGCCACGUAAAUCUGUCUCCAAACACCGUGCCAGAUUUUUCUUAUUCCAGUAGUGAGGAUGAAUUCUAUGAUGCCGAUGAAUUCUACCAGAGCAAUUCUUCACCGAAACGUUGCUUGGAAGUUUUAUUUUGUAGUGCAACAUCUCCUGUGAUCACACACAGCAGCACAGGCGGAAGUCUAAAGCGCCCAGACACCACAGAAUCGCUGAACUCAUCUAUGUCUAAUGGAACAAAUGAUGCAGAGCUGUUUGAUACGCAUGAUGAGAGAGAUGACGAGGGUGAAGGAGAAUCUGUGGAAGAGCACAAGAGCGUCAUCAUGCAUCUCCUAUCCCAGGUCCGACUGGGCAUGGAUCUGACAAAGGUGGUACUUCCCACGUUUAUUUUGGAAAGGCGGUCUUUGUUAGAAAUGUAUGCAGACUUCUUUGCACAUCCAGAUUUAUUUGUAAGUAUUGUAGACCAAAUUGACCCAAGGGACCGAAUGGUGCAGGUCGUCAAAUGGUACCUCUCAGCCUUUCAUGCUGGUCGCAAAGGAUCUGUAGCCAAGAAACCAUAUAACCCUAUUCUUGGAGAGAUCUUCAGAUGCCAUUGGAUAGUGCCUGAGAUUGAAACUGAAGAAAAUACAGAACCUGUUGCGGAAGGGCCAAUUCCAGAGGCCAGCCAGAACAGUGUAACCUUUGUGGCAGAACAAGUGUCGCAUCACCCUCCAAUUUCUGCAUUUUAUGCUGAGUGUUUCGCAAAGAAAAUCCAGUUCAAUGCACACAUUUGGACUAAAUCCAAGUUUCUUGGAAUGUCUAUAGGAGUGCAUAACAUAGGACAAGGAUGCGUCUCUUUGCUCGAUUAUGAUGAGCAUUAUAUUCUCACUUUUCCAAAUGGUUAUGGAAGGUCAAUUCUAACAGUUCCAUGGGUGGAACUAGGAGGCGAAUGCAGCAUAACCUGCGCAAAAACAGGAUACAAUGCCAGCAUUAUAUUUCAUACCAAGCCAUUCUAUGGAGGCAAAAAACACAGAGUAACUGCAGAAAUCUUUUCUCCAAAUGACAAGAAGUCCUUCACCUCAAUUGAAGGGGAGUGGAAUGGAGUGAUGUAUGCUAAAUGGAGUACUGGGGAGGGCAGCAUAUUUGUGGAUACAAAGAAAUUGCCCAUUAUCAAAAAGAAAGUGAGAAAACUGGAAGAUCAAGAUGACUUUGAAUCUAGAAGACUUUGGAAGGACGUAACACACAACUUAAAAAUAAAGGAUAUUGAUGCUGCCACGGAGGCAAAGCACAGACUUGAAGAAAGACAAAGAGCUGAAGCAAGGGAGAGAAAAGAGAAUGAAGUUCAAUGGGAGACACGGGUGUUCCACGAAGAUGGAGAAUGCUGGAUAUACGAUUAUCCACUGCUGAAGAGGUUGGGUGGCAAUAAAUAUUAAGAUAAUGCUUCAAAAAUGACUGAACUGAACACAUUUAAAGCCUACAAUUGAAAAAUACUUUCUUUUGCCUAACAGAAAAUUUUGUAUCAAGAUUCAUAAUAUUCAAUAAAACACUAUUACUUUGUGGUUACUUAAAUGCAUUCAUUUAAGAAAUGCAUUGUUUAGAUUUCAUCCGGUAAAUUUAAAGUGGUUCGUUUCUCAGGGAAAUUGGACUUCAAAAAGAUGUGGUUGAACAAUUAACAUCCUGCAAGAGUUGUGAAAGUGUUCUUCCUUUUUAGUGCUGUACAAUGACUUGGAAUGUUUGCUCCACAUCAGAAAUUUAUAAUUUUUGUUGCGAUUCUCCAAGUAUACAAUUUCAUCUGCCAAAUUUGUGUAAUCUCUGAAAAUUUCAAAAACACAGCCCGAGAAAUAGAUCUUGGAUAUCUGUACAACCUAUUGUACAGUCUGUCUGUAAUGUCAUUUACAGAUAUAACAAAUGUAUCACUUUCAUGUAUUUGUGUUUUUAGGUCCUUUGUUUACAAAUGUAGGGCUCUCCUAGAAUGAUUCAUUAUUGCUUGAACCUCUUUUCAUUGAUAUGUGUACAUAUAUAUAGUAUAUAAAUAUAUAUAUAUAUGGAGAAUUUCAUUAAUAUGGUGUGUUUAUUAGUGAACUGGAAUAAAUGUUUAUAGAUAGCAGAUAUAAAAUGAAGCCAAUGACUGCUUUAUAAUUAAACACACUUUGAGGCCUUCUUAUUAAUUUCAGAGUGUUACAUUUGAUUGAAAUCUGUAUAUAAUUUUAUUCCAAGAAUGAAUGAUUGCAGCUAGUUUUCAUUCUGUUUAUUGUAACAACAUAAUAAACCUUCAUAAUAUA
Leucoraja erinaceus (little skate) is the source of this 3097-nucleotide messenger RNA. It is a transcript of the gene osbpl9, whose product is annotated as oxysterol binding protein-like 9. Gene Ontology annotation, molecular function: sterol binding. Gene Ontology annotation, cellular component: membrane; cytosol; intracellular membrane-bounded organelle. Lineage: Eukaryota; Metazoa; Chordata; Chondrichthyes; Rajiformes; Rajidae. The record is from RefSeq and is a predicted model, not a curated record. The transcript has 24 exons. The coding region runs from base 23 to 2248 and encodes 741 amino acids.